CAGAGCGACUCCGUCUGUGGGCAUCGGCCAAGAGGGUGUUCAGCUGACCCAUCCUUUGCCCGGGGGCUUCCCUGUAACUCCAGGAACGUGGCCGGAACCGCACUCCGUGCCGCAAACCUGUCCCACAGGCAUCCCCCGGGCCGGGCUGCUCUCCAAAGGUCUGCGACAGCUGAUCCCGCUGCAUGGUCCCCGAAGAUGGCAGUGUUCCCCCACCCCAGCUCCGGGAGGUGUAUGGAAGGCUCUGGUGCUUGGGAGGCCCGAGCUAACGGGCUGGGCUGGGAAGUUUUGGGAGGGACAGGGGAGCGCGGCAGCCUGCCCAAAACCGCGAUCAGAGCCGGCCGCGCACCCCUCCCCUGCACGCCGGCUCCCUCCCCCCGCCCCGGGGCUCUGCGGGCUGCGACUGUCCCCCGGCAGGCUCCCGGCCCGGCCGGGGGAGGCGGCGGCCCGCAGCCAUGGGCAGCGGCAGCAGCCGGCGGCGGGGGCCUGAGGGCAGAGCGGGGCAGAGCCGGGAGCCGCCGGGGCCCGAGGGCAGAGCGGGGCAGAGCCGGGAGCCGCCGGGGCCCGAGGGCAGAGCGGGGCAGAGCCGGGAGCCGCCGGCCGACGGGCAGGGAGCGGCGGCACCGCCCGGCCCCGGGCGCAGAGCCCCGGCCGCCGGCGGCAGCAGCGCGGAGGCGGCGGGAGGCGGCGCGGCCCCGCUCCAGCAGGCGGCUUUGUCAAACAGAAGCCCACCAGGCCCAGAGAACAACAACCUCAACCAUCAGUGCCCAGAAAGCAGCAAGAAGCCUUUGGGGCAGUCCACAAUAUUAUAUGAUUACUCGGAGGAGGAGCUCAUGGCAAGCAUCGAGCGGGAGUACUGCCGCUGAAUCCAGUUCCCCACCACGGGAAUGUCAGGCUUGAUCCUGGAAGCCCAGCUGAGCAGAACUGCUACUGACAACACAACGUCUCACCCAGCCAGACAGCACAGGAGAGGUGGGUGGGGAGGCUCUGGAGCACCAGAGGCAGCAUGGCUGCUUGGGAGGCACAGAGGAGAAAGUUCACCUGAUCAGUGAGAGAAUGAAGAUCCUCACCAGCUGCUGAUUUCUGAUUGGUGCCACUGGGAGAGGGACCAAUUCAUCUUAAGAAUCAAUAUUUAGAAGCUGAUUUCUAAAUGCUGUUUAUAAAUUAACAUGUACUAGAAUUAAGUGUCAUAGUAGAGAUGUUGAAAUGUGGUGCUUAGAAGGAAGAUCUUGCUUUGAACUUAGUAAAAAAAAAAGAACAAUAUCAUCUGAUCCAGAACUUAAAGGGGAUGUUGAAUGAAAUUCAUGUUUCUGCCACUUAAAAUGUGCCAGAUGUACUCCUUGCACUGUGCAAGCCUCAGAUCUAGGUCUGAAUUUGGCCGUGUCUCUUUCAGUCUGGUCCACAGUAUGAGAGAUAAGAGGAAAAGGGGAUUGAGCCCACCAUCUAGUAUAUAGGCAGUGUAAUCCCAGAGUUCAAAUCCCACCACACUGGCAAAUUAGGCUCCUAGAAGCCAUCAGGGAACACAGGAUUUCUGUGAUCCCUUUGGGGCAGGAUCCCAGCAUAGGUGUCCCACCUGGGGCACCUGGGCGUGGAUCCAUCCCAGUGAUGGCAGUGAAAGCAGGAGGCACAUCCCCAUUUCAGUCAUCCUCCUCAAGAGGGACUUGCAUGCUCUUGUAGAGCAGCUGUUUGGGAUCAGUUUUCAGACUUGCCACUUCUGGCCUUUCCCUAAUAUUUCUUGUCCUACAAGAAAAAUCACUGCAUUUUACCAUUAGCUGACUGCAAAGUAAACCAGAAAGUUGUCUCUCCUGAGGAAAUAGUAUUUUCAGUGUUCCUAGACAGGGAAGCCUGGUAUUUUGGGUUUCUGCUUUUGUUAUAUCUGCAUAGUAACAUAUUAUGAGUAUCUGCUUAUUAUCAGAAGUAGAAAAAUAUUUUAUUUCUAUCUUCAACUGAAGCAUAAAAGGCAUCAGAUGAAAUCUUCACUACAUGUAAAUGCAAGAAAAAACUGCAGGACACCUCUUAAGAUGCUGUAUUUUAAGUACCUUAUGAUUCCUGGGACCUGUGAAACAGAAAUAAAUGCAUCUAUACUCUGAA
This is a messenger RNA of Poecile atricapillus (Black-capped chickadee), 2088 nucleotides long. It is a transcript of the gene CYS1, whose product is annotated as cystin 1. Lineage: Eukaryota; Metazoa; Chordata; Aves; Passeriformes; Paridae. The coding region runs from base 453 to 863 and encodes 136 amino acids. The record is from RefSeq and is a predicted model, not a curated record. The transcript is spliced from 3 exons.